AUGUCACAGAGCCGUGCAGGGACGUCGCCUGGGAACACCUGGGAGAGAACCUUGCGGACCGGCCUCCCACGAGGCAGCGGGACGGUCCGCAGGGGACGCCCUGGGAGGGCGAGCGUGGGAAGAGGGUGGGUGGCCGGCCCCAUGAUCUGCCAGCGGGCAGCCAGCGUGGCCAGACUGGCUGGAAGAGGCAGCUGCCGAGCAGCCCUGGCCGCCGCAGCCCACAUCCUUGGGGCCCGGCGGGGCUACUAUACCUCCCAGGGGGUCCCGUUGCUGCAGCAGCAGCUGCGGGACCUGUCGCUGCACGAGUACCUGAGCAUGAAGCUCCUGAGGGAAGCCGGGGUGUCGGUGCCCUUUGGGUUGGUCGCCCGGACUCCAGAGGAGGCGUUCAAGGUGGCAAGGGAGAUCGGCACCAACGACCUGGUGGUGAAGGCCCAGGUGCUGACGGGGGGCCGGGAAAAGGGCAUCUUCGAGGGGGGCCUGAAAGGGGGAGUGCAGAUCGUGUAUUCCCCGGAGGAAGCCCAGGAGGUGGCAUCCGGAAUGAUCGGGAGACGGCUCUUCACCAGGCAGACGGGGGAAAAGGGCCGCAUCUGCAACCAGGUCCUGGUCUGUGAGCGCAGGUACCUCCGGCGGGAGAGCUACUUCGCCAUCGCCAUGGAGAGGCCGUUCCAGGGCCCGGUGCUCAUCGGCAGCUCCCGGGGCGGCGUCCGCAUCGAGGACGUGGCCGCCGAGGAGCCCGAGGCGAUCGCGAAGGAGCCGGUGGACAUCGUGGACGGCAUCCAGGAGGAGCAGGCCCUGGGGCUGGCCCGGAAAAUGGGGUUCCCCGCGAAGGUGGCGCGCGACGCAGCUGCCAACAUGAUUAAGCUCUACAACUUCUUCAUCGAGCACGACGCCAUCUUGGUGGAGAUCAACCCCAUGGCCGAGGAUUCCACGGGGGCGGUGAUGUGCAUGGACGCAAAGAUCAUUUUCGACAGCAAUUCGGCCUUUCGCCAGAAGCGGCUCUUCGAACUGCAGGACUGGAGCCAGGAGGACGAGCAGGACCGGCAGGCGGCCCGGGCCGAGCUCAACUACAUCGCGCUGGACGGCAACAUCGGCUGCCUGGUCAACGGGGCCGGCCUGGCCAUGGCCACCAUGGACAUCAUCCAGCUCCACGGGGGCACGCCGGCCAACUACCUGAACGUCGGGGGCGGCGCCACGGUGGAGCAGGUGACAGAGGCCUUCCGGCUGAUCACGUCGAACGAGAGCGUCCAGGCCAUCCUGGUGAACAUCUUUGGGGGACUGAUGAGGUGCGACGUCAUCGCGCACGGCAUCAUCAUGUCCGCAACGGAUCUGGAGCUGCGGAUCCCCGUGGUGGUGCGGCUGCAGGGGACCCGAGUGGAGGACGCCAAGCGGCUGAUCGCCGAGAGUGGCCUGAGGAUCCUCCCCUGCGACGACUUGGACAAGGCGGCCAAGAUGGCCGUGAAGCUCUCCGAAAUAAUGACCCUGGCCAAGGAAGCCCAGCUGGACGUGAAGUUCCAGCUGCCCCCCUGAUCCUGCGGCCCCGGCUCAGCUGCCCACCAAGUCCCACAGCCCCAAGACACGCUCCAGGGCCCCGCCCCGCCCCCGGGUCCCUGCUGGGGGGCCCCACUGUGGGGCAAGCGCUCACGGCCCCCCCCAUGCGCCGAACCGCACGGCUCUCCCCUCGCCUGCACUGCGAGGCCGCGACUGCCUCACCAGGCACCGGCCACGCCGAGGAGGCUGCCCCUGAGAGGCUGGGCGGCCAGGGAGCCUUUGGGACACGAUUCCCCCAAAUAAACCUCCGGCCUUCACUGGGGUGGCGACCUUGUCUCCACGGCUGUUCUGAUUCAGUGGUCUUCCUACACAACUCAGUAUUCAAAGGACUCCCUGAAUGGCUCACACACCAACUAUUGAAACGGGCUAAAAUACAAUUGUCAGAACAAGUCCAGAUACUCCAAUCCCAAAAACCUGGAGCUGCACAGGGACUGUUUUUAAACAGGGCGACUGUGGGCAUGUGCUCAUGACACGUGAAAGGAUGAGAGUUGAUUGGUUAAUACUAGUUAUUAAUUUUAUUAAUAAUACCACUACCAGUACUAAUAAACAAUUCUUAAAACAGCAA
This is a messenger RNA of Varanus komodoensis (Komodo dragon), 2113 nucleotides long. RefSeq names its product succinate--CoA ligase [ADP-forming] subunit beta, mitochondrial-like. Gene Ontology annotation, molecular function: succinate-CoA ligase (ADP-forming) activity; ATP binding. The transcript has a single exon. Gene Ontology annotation, biological process: tricarboxylic acid cycle; succinyl-CoA metabolic process. Bases 1 to 1527 code for a protein of 508 amino acids. The record is from RefSeq and is a predicted model, not a curated record. Gene Ontology annotation, cellular component: succinate-CoA ligase complex; mitochondrion. Lineage: Eukaryota; Metazoa; Chordata; Lepidosauria; Squamata; Varanidae.